GCGCGGCGCCGUCUCCUCAGCGACCAUGGCGCUGAACGCGGGUGCGGAGCCGGCCCCGGCCGCGGCGGAGCUGGAGGCCCGACGGGAGCGGCAGGAGUGGGUCAGCCGCGCUAUGGGGCAGCUGCUGCUGCGGGGCUACCGGAUGCUCGGCCGGUGCUGCCCCCACUGCGGGACCAUCCUGCUGCAGGACAAGGACCAGAAGCUUCACUGUGUGACCUGCCAGGACCUGGACUGCGACGGCAGCUCCGCACCGGAGCCCUCAGCCGCCUCCCCCCCGCGCCCCCCGGCUCCCCCCCGGCCCGAGCACUGCGAGGGGGCUGCAGCCGGGUUACGGGGAGCCCCCCCCGGCCCCCCCGAGGCUGUGGCAUUGGCACAUGCGGCUGUACUGGACAAACUGGGCUGGGCCGCACGGGAGCUGCCCCGAACCACAUCCACCGAGGCCAGCACCCAGCUCUGUGCACUGGUGCGGGCCUGUGCCGAGGCACUGGGGGGGCUGCGGGCGCUCGGCCCCCCCGCCGGCCCCCCAUAAACACUGAGCACUGAGGCUGA
Messenger RNA from Melopsittacus undulatus (budgerigar), 549 nucleotides. RefSeq names its product zinc ribbon domain containing 2 (gene ZNRD2). Bases 26 to 529 code for a protein of 167 amino acids. The record is from RefSeq and is a predicted model, not a curated record. Lineage: Eukaryota; Metazoa; Chordata; Aves; Psittaciformes; Psittaculidae. The transcript is spliced from 4 exons.